GGGUUUUGUCUGCCUGUGUUAGUGUAUGGGGAGUCUGGGCACUCUCAGUGAUCCGUGAUUGGAGACUUGAAGGAAACAAGGAAUUUCAUUCACUGACUCGCUCUCUCUCUCUCUCAUUCACAACGCUCACACACACACACACACACACACACACACACAUCCACAGCUCUCUAACUCAGUGACUCCUGUAAGCCGUAAUAAGCCUGUGUUGCUGUUCCAUCUGCAGCUCAUUACAAGGACAUGAUUCAGACUGUCCCAGACUCAGUGGUUCAUAUCAAGUGAGGAUGUCACCACUCGUUGACUGAAUGGCAAGCACUGUCCCUCACUGUUGACCAUGACGCCGUCCGUCCGGAAAAACCUUCCCUCUGCUCGGCAACAACAGGAAGCGCUCUCUGUCGUCAGUGAGGACCAGUCUCUGUUUGAGUGCGCCUACGGAACGCCACACCUCGCCAAAGCCGAGAUGACCGCCUCCUCGGCCGCCGGUGACUACGGGCAGACCCCGAAGAUCAGCCCCCGAGACCCGCAGCAGGAGUGGCUGCCCCACCCGCCGGCUCGCGUCACCGUCAAGAUGGAGUACAACCCCAACCAGGUCAACGGGUCCAGAAACUCCGCAGAGAACUGCAGCGUGGCGAAGGCAGGCAAGAUGGUGAGUGGCGCGGAGGGCGGGCCCAUGAGCUACAGCAGCUACAUGGAGGAGAAACAUGCACCGCCUCCCAACAUGACCACCAACGAGAGACGUGUCAUCGUACCAGCAGAUCCCACGCUGUGGUCAACUGACCACGUGAGGCAGUGGCUGGAAUGGGCGGUGAAGGAGUACAGCCUGAUCGACGUUGAGGUGUCCCUCUUUCAGAACAUUGACGGGAAGGAGCUCUGUAAAAUGUCCAAGGAGGAUUUUCAACGCCUCACCCCAAGCUACAACGCUGACGUGCUCCUCUCCCAUCUGCACUACCUCAGAGAGACGCCACUUCCUCAUUUGACUUCAGACGAUGUUGACAAAGCCUUACAAAAUUCACCACGCCUGAUGCAUGCCAGAAACACAGGGGGUGCAACGUUCAUCUUCCCGAACCAAUCGGUGUAUCCCGAGCCACCCCAGAGGGUCACGGCGAGACCAGGUAGGAAACUACAAUACGUGCCUUACGACGCAGCCAGACGGGCAGGAUGGGCGAGCCAUCCAGCAACUCAGCCGAAGGGAACUCCCCCUUCAGCCUCCAGUGUGACCAAAGUGGAAGAUCAGCAACGUCACCAAAUAGAUCCUUACCAGAUACUGGGACCAACGAGCAGCCGACUCGCCAACCCAGGUAGCGGCCAGAUCCAACUGUGGCAGUUCCUCCUGGAGCUCCUGUCCGACAGCUCAAACGCCAACUGCAUCACCUGGGAGGGCACCAACGGCGAGUUCAAGAUGACCGAUCCGGACGAGGUGGCUCGACGCUGGGGCGAGAGGAAGAGCAAACCCAACAUGAACUACGACAAGCUGAGUCGGGCCCUGCGCUAUUACUACGACAAGAACAUCAUGACCAAGGUCCACGGCAAGCGCUACGCCUACAAGUUCGACUUCCACGGCAUUGCCCAGGCCCUGCAGCCUCACCCCCCGGAGUCCUCCAUGUACAAGUACCCCAGCGAUCUCUCCUACGUCAGCUCCUACCAUUCCCACCAGCAGAAGAUGAAUUUCGUCAGCGCCCACCCUCCGCCGAUGCCCGUCACCUCCUCCGGUUUCUUCGCCGCUCCCGCCGCCUACUGGAACUCUCCGACCGGAAGCAUCUAUCCCAAUGCACGGCACCCGUCCGCCCACAUGCCCUCGCACCUGGGCACCUACUAUUGAUCGGCGCGCCUUCGGUUUGAAUCCUGUCGGCACGCUGUUCUGGGAAUGGAAAUACUGGAGGAAUUGACUGAGGACUUCAAU
Molecule: messenger RNA, 1900 nt
Organism: Callorhinchus milii (elephant shark)
Lineage: Eukaryota; Metazoa; Chordata; Chondrichthyes; Chimaeriformes; Callorhinchidae
Gene: erg
Product: ETS transcription factor ERG
Exons: 12
Coding region: 335-1819 (494 amino acids)
Biological process (GO): cell differentiation; regulation of transcription by RNA polymerase II
Cellular component (GO): nucleus
Molecular function (GO): DNA-binding transcription factor activity, RNA polymerase II-specific; sequence-specific DNA binding
Source: RefSeq, a predicted model, not a curated record